AUGCCGCAGUCAUCACCCACGCUACUCACUCCUUACGGAUAUUCAUCUGGAACUUGCGGAUACUGUUCACCCGCCGGGAAGAGGAGUCAAAGGUCUACUUCCUCGAAAUAUGGGAUGGUUGCUGAGCAGAUGACACCUGAGUUCUAUCAAAUGUUGAUUGAUAGAGGAUGGAGGAGAUCAGGUGAUUACUUAUAUCACCCAGAUAUGGCCCGAACAUGUUGUCCACAAUAUACGAUCCGUCUGAGCUCGACAAACUUCAAGGGGAACAAGAAACAUCGUCAGGUUGUCAAUCGCUUCAAUAGAUUUCUAGAGACGGGUCAAAAACCUGGAGAAGCGGAAUCGUCCACAACGAUGAAUGUGGAGGAUAAAGCCCAAGCUGUCAAAGGCAAAGGCAAAGGCAAAGGCAAGGGGAAGGGGAAGAGUAAUGAGAGUUUGAAAAGGGACUUGUCAGAUGAUCUACAUCAAUACGAAAUUGGAUAUAUGCAAAGAGAUGAGGAAGAGAUGUUAGCCCAUAGGUUUGAGACCAGAUUGGUGCCCGCUAAAGCAACAUCUGAAACUUUCGAGCUGUACAAAUCAUAUCAAGUGGCUGUACAUAAGGAUAAACCUGAAAAGGUUACGAUGAGAGGAUUCGACAGGUUCCUAUGUGGGAAAACAUUGAUCGAUACGCCUAUCAAGUAUAUCGAUGAUGUCGAAAGAGAAAUUAGGAAUGGACAAUUACCUAAAACCUACGGACAAUACCAUCUACUCUAUAAAGUCGAUUCUCAACUCAUAGGCAUAUCUGUGAUCGACAUUUUACCAAACUGCGUCAGUAGUGUUUACUUCAUUUGGCAUCCCGAUUGGGCGUGGGCGAGUUUAGGUAAAUUGUCGGCAUUGUAUGAGAUCUCGCUAGCUGGGAGGAUAAGGGAGAAAGGUAUAAAAGGGAUGGAAUGGGUCUAUAUGGGCUACUGGAUACCGGAUUGUCAAAAGAUGAAAUAUAAGUCUGAAUAUACACCCUCCGAAUUACUUGAUCCUGGAACGAACACCUUCCAUCCUCUCGAUAAAACACUGGAAACGUUCCUUGUACGGAAUCCAAAAGGCUAUUUCCCAUUUACGAAGGUCACUUCUUCACAAUCGACGUUGGAUGAUGAUGGACGUGAUGCGAAAGAGUCGACCGGUCCCGAUAAAGACAUGAUUGGUCCUUCGGAUAACCCGGAAGAAGAAUCAGAAGAAGAAUCAGAAGAAGAAUCAGACGAAGAAUCGCCUUCGACAAUCCCAAACCCUCCUCCACCAGGGUUCGAAGAUGUGUCCAGGAUUACGGAUGAAGAUAUUGAAGAUGUUUUGUUGUUAUUGGGGAGAAAUAAGUAUACGAAAAGUGGUGGGAAGUUAAUCCCCAUUAGUAAUCUUGAAUUCAGGAAUCAACAAGCGAUGUACACAGAAAUUAAAGAGUUCUUAUCUGCCGUAGGGAAAGAUAAUGUGGUUAGUACUUCAGGGGAGAUAAGUGGUAAAGCGGUUUUGUACUUAGGUUAA
This is a messenger RNA of Kwoniella botswanensis, 1506 nucleotides long. RefSeq lists its product as uncharacterized. Gene Ontology annotation, molecular function: arginyl-tRNA--protein transferase activity. The transcript is spliced from 10 exons. Lineage: Eukaryota; Fungi; Basidiomycota; Tremellomycetes; Tremellales; Cryptococcaceae. Gene Ontology annotation, cellular component: cytoplasm. The record is from RefSeq and is a predicted model, not a curated record. Gene Ontology annotation, biological process: protein arginylation. Bases 1 to 1506 code for a protein of 501 amino acids.